UCAGUUUGCAUGUUUUACUGUGGACGCUGUUAGUGGAAUUUCUCAAUGAUCCUGGGGGACAACAUGGCUGUUUGUCUACACUCUUUCUCUGGAGUUUGGUCAAGACGAUGAGAUCACCACUAAGGAUGUUUCCACUCACAGGAAAAUCAAUUAUUUUUGACAACUUUCCGGAUCCUUCUGAUACUUGGGAAAUCACAGAAACUAUUGGAAAAGGAACAUAUGGCAAAGUCUUCAAAGUCCUCAACAAAUAUGAUGGAAGUAAGGCAGCUGUUAAAGUACUGGAUCCGAUACAUGAUAUUGACGAGGAGAUAGAAGCAGAAUACAACAUUCUAAAAGCACUCUCUGAUCAUCCCAAUGUGGUGAAGUUUUUUGGCAUGUUCUACAAAAGAGAUGUGAAAAAUGGAGAUCAACUAUGGCUUGUUCUUGAGCUUUGCAAUGGUGGAUCAGUCACAGACCUGGCUAAAGGUUUGCUGAAACGAGGAGACAGAAUGGACGAAGCAAUAAUUGCUUAUAUUUUACAUGAAGCUCUUAUGGGUCUUCAGCAUUUACACAGCAACAAGACAAUCCACCGUGACGUCAAAGGCAACAACAUCCUGUUGACUACAGACGGAGGAAUCAAACUUGUGGAUUUUGGUGUCUCUGCUCAGCUUACAAACACACGCCUACGCAGAAAUACAUCCGUGGGAACCCCAUUCUGGAUGGCACCAGAGGUAAUUGCUUGUGAGCAGCAGUUGGAUUCUACUUACGAUGCUAGAUGUGAUGUCUGGUCUCUUGGCAUCACUGCCAUUGAACUUGGAGACGGAGAUCCACCACUCGCUGACCUGCAUCCCAUGAGGGCUCUCUUCAAGAUACCAAGAAAUCCUCCUCCAUCCCUUCGUCAGCCAGAGCUGUGGUCCCCGGAGUUUAACGACUUCAUUUACAAAUGCCUGACUAAGGACUUUGAACAGCGGCCCAUUGUCCUCGACCUUCUGCAGCAUGCCUUUAUCAAACAGAUCAAAGGGAAGGAAAAACUUUUACAGAAGCAGUUGAUGGAACUUAUUGAUGUUCAUCACCAAAUGGGAACCAUUGAGAAGAUCAGGCAUGAAAGAAUUCACACCAAGAAAGACAGCUACAUGAAGUCUUUUAAGUCCAACCAGGACUAUGUGGAUGACUUAGCAACAUUAGAAGUACUUGACGAAAAUACAGUAACUGAUCAACUGCAGAAGCGCUACGCCAGAGAGCAGAUCUAUACGUAUGUGGGAGACAUUCUCAUCGCAGUCAAUCCAUUCCAGAAGAUGAAUCUCUACACUCCUCAGUACACAAGAAUGUACAUUGGAGCAAAACGGACAGCAAACCCACCACACAUUUUUGCAGUUGCUGACAUAGCGUACCAGUCCAUGGUCUCUUAUAAUGCAGAUCAGUGUGUUGUAAUCAGUGGUGAGAGUGGUGCUGGGAAGACUGAAGGAGCCCACCUACUAGUUCAACAGCUAACGGUUCUUGGAAAGGCGAACAAUCAGAGACUUCAAGAAAAAAUCCUCCUAGUGAAUAAUUUGGUAGAAGCCUUUGGAAACGCCUGCACUGUUAUAAAUGACAACUCCAGCCGAUUCGGCAAGUAUUUGGAAAUGAAAUUUACAUCUGGAGGGACCGUGAUUGGAGCACAAAUCUCAGAAUACCUUCUGGAGAAAUCUCGGGUCAUCCAUCAACCUCUUUGGGAGAAGAAUUUUCACAUUUUCUAUUAUGUUUAUGCUGGUCUUGCAGAACGGAAGAAGCUCGCCCAUUACAAAUUAUCCGAAAGCAAAACUCCAAGAUAUUUGCAAAAUGAACAUGUGAAAUUGGCGCCAGAUAUUGUGAACAAUGCAUUUUAUAAGGAGCACUUCAACCUUGUGGAGCAGUGCUUCAAAGUCAUUGGAUUCAGUCUGGAGGAGCUGGGAAGUGUUUACAGCAUUCUGGCAGCAGUUUUAAAUGCUGGCGACAUUGAGUUUACAUCAGUUGCCUCGGAGCAUCAGACUGACAAGAGCAAUAUUUCAAACCUUGCUGUUCUUGAGAAUGCUUCCUCCUUACUUUGCAUCCGAGGUGACGAGCUGCAGGAGGCCCUCACCUCUCACUGUGUGGUGACUCGAGGAGAGACGAUCGUCCGUCCCAACACAGUUGAAAAGGCAGGCGAAGUACGAGAUGCCAUGGGCAAGGCUUUGUAUGGACGUCUUUUUAGUUGGAUUGUCAACCGCAUCAACUCCUUGCUUAAACCUGAAAUGCUCACAAGUGAUGAAGACAACGGGUUAAACAUUGGGAUUUUAGACAUUUUUGGCUUCGAGAACUUCAAGCGAAAUUCAUUUGAGCAGCUUUGCAUCAAUAUUGCUAAUGAACAAAUUCAGUUCUACUUCAACCAACAUAUUUUUGCCUGGGAGCAGAAUGAAUACUUGAAUGAAGAUGUCGAUGCUCGAGUCAUCGAAUAUGAGGACAACAGGCCACUUUUGGAUAUGUUUUUGCAAAAGCCAAUGGGACUGUUGUCACUGUUGGAUGAAGAGAGUCGAUUCCCACAAGCUACCGAUCAAACUCUAGUAGAAAAAUUUGAAGACAACCUUAAAUCAAAAAAUUUCUGGAGGCCAAAAAGGGUUGACUUAAGCUUUGGAGUUCAUCAUUAUGCUGGAAAGGUUCUUUACAGUGCCACAGGAUUUCUAGCAAAGAAUCGAGACAUGCUGCCUGCUGAUAUUGUCCUUCUCCUACGGUCUUCAGAAAAUGAACUCAUCCGAAAACUAGUAACAAAUCCACUAACAAAGACAGGUAACCUGGCCCACACAAGGGGCAAAGGAGUUGGACUCAAUCGACCCCGCACACCCCAGAAAACGAUUCAUGCUACCAAGAUGGAAAUUCUCAAGUUUUUCAGUCCGUUGUCCAUCAUUGAGAGUGACUCUGGAGAUGCUACCCACCAUCCAAGAGAAACCACUAAUAUGAGAACACAGACUGUUGCAUCUUAUUUUCGGUAUUCUCUCAUGGAUCUCCUCUCCAAAAUGGUAGCAGGACAGCCCCACUUUGUCCGGUGCAUCAAGCCUAACAAUGAUCGUCAAGCCAGCAAGUUUGACCGAGAAAAGGUGUUGGUCCAACUCCGUUACACGGGUGUCCUCGAAACAGCUAAAAUUAGGAGGCAGGGGUAUUCUCAUCGUGUCCUCUUUGCAAAUUUCAUCAACAGGUACUUUUUUCUUGCUUUCAAAUCCAAUGAAGAUCCUCCAGUUAGCCCUGAAACGUGCAUUGCAAUUUUGGAAAAAGCAAAACUUGACAACUGGGUUAUUGGAAAAACCAAAGUGUUUCUCAAGUAUUACCACGUGGAGCAACUAAACCUGAUGGUGAAGGAGAUGAUUGACAGAGUUGUUCUCGUCCAGGCGUGUGUGCGCGGGUGGCUCGGAGCCAAAAGAUAUCAGCGAACGCAGGAGAAAAGACAGCAGAGUGCCGUCGUUCUGCAGUCAGCUUACAGAGGAUACAAAGUCCGAAAAGACCAUCCUCAAGAGAAGAAUAAAAUUAAGAUGGAGAAAUUCAUUACUCAGCUGCAGGCUGUUUGCAGGGGCUAUCUGUCCAGGCAGCAGUAUAGGGAAAUUGUCGAUGAGAAAAACAAGGCGGCUGUGAAGAUUCAAGCGUGCUAUAGAGGACACAAGGACAGGAGAAGCUACAGAAGGAAAAAGGAAACUAUGUUAAAAGAAGAAAAAUCAAGGAAAGCAAAGACUGAUGAAAUGUCAUCUUGUGACACAAACACAAUUGAGAAUGGUGUUUGUGAGACUCACGUUAAUGAAGACGAAGAUACUAAGGCAGCUGUAGUUAUUCAGAGCAAUUACAGGGGAUACAGAGAACGAAAGCGCUUUAAAGAGAGACAGCAAAAUCAUAAUUUCAGUUUAGAGGAUGCCACAUCGGUUACAGAAGAGGCAAGUGAAAGGAUAGCGGAUUUCGUUGAAGACAAUGAUCAGACAGAUAACAGCGAGGAAGAAGUCAAAGCUGCUACUGUUAUCCAGAGCAAUUUUAGAGGCCAUCGAGAAAGAAAGAAGCUCGAGGAAGAGGGGAAGAUUCCCUGCCGCGGCAAGAAGUCAUCUCAAAAGUCAACACUUGAAAACUCUGUAAAGUCUGGGAGCGAAGCUUCUGAAAUAAAUGGACAGGUUGAGGACGAAACCAAAGCUGCCGUGGUUAUUCAGAGUAAUUAUCGGGGGCAUAAAGAGAGAAAGAGGUUGCAGGAAGAAGGCAAAAUACCAAACAAGAAGAACAAAGAACCAAUCGAAAGAGACUCAGAUGAGCAAACUACCGAGGAAGACUCGCCUACAGAGCUCGAUGAGGAUAAAGCGGCCACAGUGAUCCAGAGUAAUUACAGGGGGCAGCAAGAAAGGAAGAGACUUAAAGAACAAAAGGAAAUGGGCCAAAGACAGGGAACUGCUAGCGUAGCUCAGCCAUCCGCUUCUGAAGAUGAAGGUCCACAGCAGUAUCACGAGGAAGAACAGGCGGCUGUGAAAAUUCAGAGCAACUACCGAGGCUACAAAGACCGGAAACACCUUAAAGAGGGAGCAGAGCGAGAAGGACAGGAGCUGGUGAGGUUUUCGAGACAGAUCACUCAUUUUUCCGAGAACUACUUGGCUCUGCAGCAGAAACUGAAUGAAAUUAUUCUGGCUCGUCAGCUGAAGCCCUUAAAUCAUGGUGUUUACGUCAAAGAGAAACAGAUGAAUGGAUUUCCGAAACACCACCCACAAGCUGAACAGCCACAGACCAGAUCACCAAGACGACCUCAGCAACCAAAAACACUGGACAGUCCAGAAGACUCAACAUACUACAAUCUUAUUCACAGAUCGGUGCAGGAUGAUAAAAGAAGACCCAGAAAACAGAGUCAGGGUAAACAGUUGGACACAGAAGACCUCUAUUAUAAAGAACUAUCAGCCAGUUUAUCACUUCCCAAAAACAGAAGCCACAUUGCAGCCAAUGAGAGAAAGCCUCCAGGUGAGAAGAGAACCUUGUCAGAGCCAAGAGGAGGACCAACCAGCAAACCAGACAGGCAAUCAAUUGCAAAAGUGCCCUCAACAGACAAUCAAGAAGAGGAUAAUCCCUAUGACUACAGAAAGCUGCUCCGCAAGACGUCCCAGCGACACAGACUCUUACAGCAAUGUUAGCAUUCCACUGACGGGAAAAACAGAU
This is a messenger RNA of Erpetoichthys calabaricus (reedfish), 5139 nucleotides long. RefSeq names its product myosin IIIA (gene myo3a). The record is from RefSeq and is a predicted model, not a curated record. Gene Ontology annotation, biological process: protein phosphorylation. The transcript is spliced from 36 exons. Gene Ontology annotation, cellular component: myosin complex. NCBI's taxonomy places the organism in Eukaryota, Metazoa, Chordata, Cladistia, Polypteriformes, Polypteridae. Gene Ontology annotation, molecular function: protein binding; cytoskeletal motor activity; ATP binding. The coding region runs from base 108 to 5114 and encodes 1668 amino acids.